UUGAGGGAGUAUUAGUGGAGAUCGAAGGCUUAGAGGAAAGCCCCGCCCACAACCCCAUUGCCGUAAAUGCAGUGGAUAUGGCCUCUGGAAGCUAUUUGAAGGAACUUAUGGACAUUUUGAUGAGGAUUUAAUUGACUGGUUGGGAAGGUAAUACCCAAUGUUCUCCGAAACACCUUCGUCUCAGCUGGUUCCGUCCAGCUCUCCUGAAUCUCCUACGUCUCCUGAGUCUCUGCUGGUUCCACCCAGCUCAUGUUCUCCUGUGUUCCCUCCCAGCCUCCCUCUCCCGCCUCCUCUCCUAGAACCAGCCAGUUCCUCAGCCAUGCCUUCACUGGUUCCUGUCAGUCCCUCAGCUCAUCCUCAUUCCGCUCCAUCCUGUCGUCCGGAUCCGCCUCAGGCCUUCCAGUCUCCAGCUCUGCCUAGGCGUGAGGAUCCCCUGUCCAGCCUUUUAGUCCCAAACUCCUCCUCGGCCCUCCAACCCAUUGGCUCUGCCUUGGCUCCUUGCUCCCUAGUCUCCACCGUGGCCCAUGAUCCCACUGGCUCCACUGGGCUCCCUCAUCCAUCCGGCUCCGCCUUGGUCAGUAAUCGACCCUCCUUUGCCACGGGAUUCCAUUCCUCCGGCUUCGCCUCGUCUCUCCAUCCCUCAGGCUCUGUCUGGCUCCUACUUCCCUCUGGCUCCACCUUUGUCCUCAGUCACUCUGGCUCCACCGUGGUCUUCUGGGUUCCCGCCUCCACCUCAGUUGCAUGAUCCAUCAGCUCCACCUUGGCCCUCCAGACCUCUGGUGUCACCCUGGCUCUCCGUCUACUCAGCUCCACCUGGGUCUCCACCUUCAGCGGCUCCAUCUCCAUCGCUCAUCCCCAGGGUGUCGUCUGCCAAGUCAACACCUCCCUCGUCCUGACUGGUCUCUGGACCAACAUCAGGAUCCUCCUGCUCCUUGCUCCUCCCUGGCUCCUCCCACCGUCUUCUCCUCCCUGGCCCCUAGAACUGUCACUCCUUCUUUUUGCCUACCCUUCAUCUAAACCUUGUCAACCUCCAGAGCCCCCACCUUCCCUCCACAGUUGGACUGCUCCGGGGUGGGGAGUACUGUAACAUGUAUAUUCUGUUCUGUUUUGGUUUAGUUUCUCUGUGUUCCUGUUUGCCUGAGUUUCCUCGUUUGUUUCCAUUGGUUUUGAUGAAUUAGCUCCUCACCUGUUUCUGUUUUUACUGAUUACUCCAUGUAUUUAAGCCCUUAGUUUCCCCCUAGUUCUUUGUCUGGUAUUAUGUUUGUAUUGAUGUUGAUUUUUACCCUGUGUUUUCUCCCUGGAUUUAUUAAAGUACUCUUUGGAUUAUAUUCCUUCGUUGUGCACUGUAUAUUACUCCAGCAUCGCAUAACAGGUGUCAGAUAAGUUAAUAUAAUUACAUUUGAUGUUAAUGCUGCACUAAACCCAUCCUGUGAAAAC
Messenger RNA from Sinocyclocheilus anshuiensis, 1437 nucleotides. RefSeq names its product vegetative cell wall protein gp1-like. The transcript is spliced from 2 exons. The record is from RefSeq and is a predicted model, not a curated record. Lineage: Eukaryota; Metazoa; Chordata; Actinopteri; Cypriniformes; Cyprinidae. The coding region runs from base 158 to 745 and encodes 195 amino acids.